Messenger RNA from Acanthaster planci (crown-of-thorns starfish), 4063 nucleotides. Its product is annotated as midnolin-B-like. The record is from RefSeq and is a predicted model, not a curated record. NCBI's taxonomy places the organism in Eukaryota, Metazoa, Echinodermata, Asteroidea, Valvatida, Acanthasteridae. Gene Ontology annotation, cellular component: nucleus.
CCACUUACAUGACCCUGUACCGAGUUUAUUUCAUCGUCGCGUACGAAGCAAUUCAUUCAUUGAGAGCGUUCGCUCAGCAUUCGUACGGACUGGCCCUUCCGUACCGUUCGCCACACAGUGUGCCUUAUUUAUCUCCGUACACUGUUUGACAGUUCUCUCCUCUGUAACAUUUUUGCAGCAAUUUACAAGUGAUACUGAGCUCUCUUUGUGAGGGUUCUCUGGCACUCAAAGCACACCCACGAUGAAUCAACUCUAGCAAGCUGCGUCCUCGUCGUCCGGCCCGGCAGCCCGGCGUGUAUUGACCGUGCGUGGUGCGGUGACGCAAAGCGGGUCAGUUCAGUUCUCUUGCACGGCUGUAUAUCACAGCAAGUGACCACUUCACGAGAAGGUCCAUUCAUGCCACACACGAUCUACCCCGAAGAUCCCUGCUCAGGUCCAGCUACCAUGGCUGUCAACCUCGGUAUGGAAGCUCCUACCUCCACCAGCUCAAACCAUGGAUUACUGACCGUGCAUAUCCACCCAACCACCGGUGGCAGGUUUACCGUGGAAAUACCCCGGCACGCAUCGGUUGAUGUGCUCAAGACCAAAAUUUCCAAGCAACUUCGAAUAGCCAAGGAAAGGCUAACACUGCUGCACCGUGAAACGCAUCUCAAGCGCGGGACGCUUGAGGAGAACCUCGUCACGGACGGCAGCAAACUAACGCUUCUUCCAUUGGUUGAAAGUGGGCUUGUGUCACAGCGACAAGACCAGACGCUAAUGCAAGCUUUGCAAACUUUGAGCGAGACGCAGGUGGAUAAUUUCCUCAAUGGCAAGCAACCUUUGACCCUUGCUCUUCGACUUGGGAGUCACAUGGUAUAUGUCCAGCUCCAGUUGGCUGGUACCCCAGGCCAACACAGCUUUCUCAACUGCCACAAAGCUGCCGCGCCCAGUCAACCAAAGCCAGUAGUCACUCAUCACCAGGCCACGCCCACAGCAUCCACCUGCCAAUCACCACCUGUCAGCAAAGAAUAUCAGCCACCAUGCCCUCAGUCGCAGUGCCCCCUCCACGGCAAGACGGCAUGUAUGGCACCCUCAUUAGCCAACAGACCUCCGCAGCAGUACCCAAGCAAUAUACCGCCCUCGUCAUGCGGCCACGCCCGACCGAUGGCAUCAGCGCCGUCACCAUCCCCACCCUCUCCCCCGACCUGGCCUCGAUCUGGGGCCUGCAUCGAUAGCGUCCAUCAACAUUCACCGGGAGUGUUCUCAGGAACCUUCUCAGGUAUCCUGAGUGCAGCGGUUCAGGAUGGUCAAGGCAGGCCCAAGAAAGACAUCAGUACCAUUGCCCACAUCUUGGGCGACCUCCUUCAUGCUGCACCUCUCUACCGACAACAUAUCCAUCAGCAUCGGCGGCAGAGGGCGUCUUGUGCCCAGGCUCAUCACGCUCAGAGAACAACAGGAAACAAUGCUGCCCCAGCUAGUUCAGGAGGAGGUGUUCCAGUCAGACCUCAAACUCCACCCGAAAAGAAACAAUUCAUCAUGCAGGAGAACAACCACACUCGCAGCAAGAUGGCAUAUUUGCAGGAGAUGAUGAGGGAACGCCAGGCACGACGACAGGCACGGCGCAACACACGGGCCCCUUAUCCUGGCCAGGACCACAGCCAAAGGAACAACGCCAGCCACGUUGAGAAGGCCCUCAGCCCAGGGGAGAACAGCAAAGAUCGGGCCUUGGCCGACAACUGCUACCCUGCUUUAAAGCAAGACUACCUGGCCGUAUGAAGGGGCGGCCGGUUCACAGGCGCUUGGCUCGUCACGGAGGAAUCUGGCAGUUUAUGAAGUUUAUGGCAAUAAACUGGCAACUCGCUGGGACCAAUUGACGCAUACCUUGGAGUUCCCAGGGUGCCCAGGGAAAAACCUUCCAUGAGUGCGAGACGUUGUGGCGGUUGAACAGAGGCAUCGGACUUGAAAGCAAAAGUCCGAAACAAACAAGGAGAACAAUGUACAAAAAGACUGCGUUUGCACAGGUGAUGAGAUGGCUUACUGAGGCCACACACUGUCUAGGGUGUGUAAGUAGGCAGGGUGUUUGUGGCGUUUUCUUUUAGUCAGAGGCAUUGUCGUCUGGCCAUUUUUGUUAUCUUUCUGAUUGCUGUACAUUUGGAAAACACAGAACAUAUCACUACAGAAAAGAUUUGUGAAAAGUGUGCGCACGGUUUGGUGAAAGUCUGUGGAUUGAGUGACACAGCUCCACUGGUCUGUUGUCUUACUUUCACGCCCGCAAGGAAUCAUUGGAUAUGCUGGUGAUAUAUGGCCGAGUGGGACCGUGGAGGAAAAGAUGAUUCAACCAAUCCUUGUAAUUAAUAAUACGUACGAAUCACUCUUUUUAAAUAAUGCAAUUAAGUUAAGUGAUCUUUCAACAUUAGCUGUCGCCGAACUGGUUCGCCGCGACUUAGGGAACAGUUUCUAACUUGGUAUUUAAAUUUUUUUGUAACAUAAGUGAUUAGGGCAAAUUGUAAGCCGCAGACACGCUUCUGUGGUUCAAUGCCUACGUGUCUGUUUGUAAGAUAAUUCACUUUUUGUAUCAGCAGAAAUUAGGUGUGCCACGCAUGUAUUUUGUUAGUCUUAUUCGGUGGUUGAUAACUAACUGUUUGAAUGUCACGAGUAAUCAUAGUUUGUUAAUGCAUUUUGUAGAGCGGUUUUUCCGCCUGUACGCACAAACAGACAUGCGUUAACUAAGUCGUCAUGACCUCUCCGGUCACGGGGUUAUUUUGAUACGUUAAAAUUACUAACAAUUGAGAUUAUUUAAUAAUUAUGUUAUGGCGAUUUUUUUUGUUUUGACUGGUUUUGGUAAAACAACAUGAAGUGCUGUUUAGUGAUUUUUAAUCUCUCUUUUUUGUUUAAUUUCUUUCACCUGUGUGUGGACUGAGAGCAGUAUUAAGCUUUUCAGGAGUGAUUUCAAGAAAAAGUUCGACGAUUGUUUCUCUUUUGAAAGUACAAAUGGUUUGCAAUGAUUAAUUACUAGGAUAUCAUAGUAUUUGGCUCAUGUCAUUGCUGAGAUUGAUAACUUUAUUUUUUACAUUUCCAAGAAAAAAAUUCCCAUGAUAUUGGUGUGCCGAAUUACAGUGCCACCUCAAACUUUGUAGUCCGAAUCAGUGAUAACAGAAGUUAUUUCGCCUCACCUGAGAUGGUAUAGUUAUACAUAGAUAUAGUGUUGUUUGUAUUUUUAGAUGUAGGUCGGUGUUUACAGCCGAUGUGAAAUUUAGCUUCGUACGAAUUCCACGGCGGACUCAAGUAGUUUUUUGAUACCCGAUCACCCUAGCCGUGAUGUUGUUAUACCUCGAAUUUAACUUGUAAACAAAUAGAGAAUGCGAUGAGUUGGUGGAAAAAAAAAAACUCGCGUGUGAAAUUGAGAGAAUUUGUGUGAAUCGACCGAGAUUGAGAGUUAGGUCGAAACAAUUCUUCCAGUACAAAUUGAUAUUUGUAUAUUAUUACAAACAUAUCAUCGUGAGGCAUAUUUGAAGCCUGUUCGUAUUGCGUUGCCUAUACUAUUGCAAUGAAAAGUGUGGGAACACACUGUUUUUUUUUCUAAGUAUAUAGUCAAUUUGCCUCUGCUACAUUGUUGUUCGUAAGCAAUGUUUUCAGCCAAUGAGAACUUAGUAUUCAGACACCGUCUUUCGCGAUGUAAAUUCCACCCUGUAACAGAAAUGUGAAUUUCCUUGCAGGUGGCUUAAUUCAACAUUCACUGAAUAAUUGUAAUUUUGGCGUCGUCUAUUUUGUGACGUAACAUAGACGGUGGUUGAGAAGUUUCUGAUUGGGCGAAAGAGCGAGGCAAACCUAUAUUUUCACUACUGCAAAAUAUAUCUGUUCUUUGAUUACGAAAUUGAAUGAUUGUCAUAUUAUUAAAAAAGUUAAGAUUAGUCGAAGCGUUAUAACACCGCCCUCAUAGUUUGACCGAGGUCACGUAAAGCUCUGUGUACAUAAUUGUUUUGGGAGUGCAUAUUUUGUUCCGGACCGUUGUAAUAUGAAGAGCUGGAAAAGACAAAAUGGAUGCCGACAUAAUAAAAAAAGGGCGAAUAACAGGAAUAAAAAA